CUUUCCUAAGCUCAAAAAACUCACAAAACCGCCAUUCCAUACUUCUCUUUGGAUCACACUUUUUUCUUUCUCUCUCUUCCUUUUUUUUGUCCUGCUUCAAGCUUUUUUUGUAUCGCAUUCCAAACUUAGCCCACAAAUUUUGACUCUUCUAUCUAACUCUUUGAUUCAGUGGAAUGCGAAUGAAGCUAAGAUGAACAGUUUCCAUUUCUGGGUCUUACUACUUUCUUUCUCUCUCCUUGCCUAGUGUCAUCAAGCAGGAGUUUUCAUGGCUGCAAAGCGCGUGUACCAAGUUUGGAAAGGAAGUAAUAAAUUCAUAUUUGGAGGGAGAUUGGCAUUUGGGCCUGAUGCCAGAUCCCUAAUCAUCACUUUUUCGCUGAUUAUUGUUCCAGUUAUCAUCUUUUGUGCAUUUGUAGCAAGGCAUCUUCGGCAUGAAUUUUCUUCAUAUUAUUCAGGAUAUGCCAUUUUAGUAGCAGCAAUUCUCUUUACUAUCCAUGUUCUGGUGCUCCUCAGUCUUACUUCCGCGCGCGAUCCAGGUAUUGUUCCAAGGAAUUCACAUCCACCAGAAGAAGAGUUUCGAUAUGAGUCUUCUGGGGUAGGCGGACAACAAACGCCAACCCUUCAGUUCCCAAGAACAAAAGAAGUAAUGGUCAAUGGCAUUACUGUAAAGGUGAAAUAUUGUGAAACUUGUAUGCUGUAUCGUCCUCCUCGUUGCUCGCAUUGCUCCAUAUGCAACAACUGUGUUGAGCGUUUCGAUCAUCAUUGCCCUUGGGUGGGCCAAUGCAUUGGACUGAGGAACUACCGAUACUUCUUUCUGUUUGUUUCUUCCGCAACGAUUCUGUGUGUCUAUGUGUUUUCUCUCUCGGCUUAUUACAUCAAGGUUCUGAUGGAUAAUGAUAACAAUGGUACAGUGUGGAAGGCGAUAAAAGACUCUCCUGCAUCCGUGAUAUUAAUGGCGUAUUGUUUCAUCUCUCUGUGGUUUGUUGGUGGACUAACUGGUUUUCAUUUGUACCUUAUAGGCUCAAACCAGACAACCUAUGAAAAUUUCCGGUAUAGAGCUGAUGGCAGGAUCAAUGUUUUUAAUCGAGGUUGUAUAAAUAAUUUUCUGGAAGUGUUUUGCACAGAAAUAAAGCCGUCAAGGAACAAUUUCAGGGCUUUUGUUCAAGAGGAGGGGCAAAGGCCGCUGACUCCGGUCUUUGCCCGGGGACAUGAACAAGGUGAUUUGAGUGGCGAUCGUCGUCCUAAAGUUGAACAUGAUCUAGAUAUCGGUGAAGAUCUAUUGAAGAUAUCACAGCGUAGGAACAUUGAAGAGCUCGACGAGGACAUUCGGAGUAGAGGGAGCAAUGGCGCGCCCCAUAUUACAGGUGAUCCUGAUUCCAUUUUGUCAUCAGAUCAUCGAGCUACCACAAUAAGAUCUGAUACUAGGCACUCUCGUUGGGAAAGAAGUGGAAGCUGGGAAAUUGCACAAGAUGACUUCGCCAAUUCAAAUGUCACAGAAAGCAGAAAUCAUGUCACAUCAAAGGAAAUGCGCCAAUGACGGGCAUGAUUACUCGAAUACUAAAGAUGGAAAAGAAAAUGCUCCUUGAUCAUAUUUUGAAUAGGAGGUGAAGUAGUUAAAAUAUUGGUAUAAAAACAUAGCUUAUCUUUUGUGAAGACAUGAAAAAUCUGUUAUUUGUAGAUGUUUAAGAGACAAAGUGUCUUGGUUAUGUUUCUCCCCCAUUUUUUAACUGUCUAAUAUGUGGAUCUCAUCUUUUACUUGGCUUUAUUCUUUAUGUAAAUAAUUAGCUGUGAUACUGAAAAAUCUUUGCUACAUAUAUUUCGUUUUAGGCACUGUAAAAACUGUAUUAUCUU
Messenger RNA from Vicia villosa (hairy vetch), 1848 nucleotides. Its product is annotated as protein S-acyltransferase 8-like. Gene Ontology annotation, molecular function: protein-cysteine S-palmitoyltransferase activity. The transcript has 5 exons. Gene Ontology annotation, biological process: peptidyl-L-cysteine S-palmitoylation; protein targeting to membrane. The record is from RefSeq and is a predicted model, not a curated record. Gene Ontology annotation, cellular component: endoplasmic reticulum; Golgi apparatus. Lineage: Eukaryota; Viridiplantae; Streptophyta; Magnoliopsida; Fabales; Fabaceae. The coding region runs from base 266 to 1534 and encodes 422 amino acids.